CCGAAUCGUACGCGGGAAAUUAUUUCCACUUCUCAUCUGGACGACGGAGGUGUUUUAAAGGCGGGUAAAAUGAAGGUGGAGACGUGUGAAAUUGCGUGGCACAACAAGGAGCCGGUGUACAGUCUGGACUUUCAGCACAGCCCGGAGGCUCGAUUUCACCGGCUGGCCACGGCUGGAGUGGACACCACAGUCAGGCUGUGGCGGGUGGACUUGGGUCCAAACGGGAAGGCGGUGGUGGAGUUUCUGUCGAACUUGGCCAGGCACACCAAAGCUGUCAACGUGGUUCGCUUCAGUCCCAACGGAGACCUGCUUGCUUCAGGCGGAGACGAUGCAGCGAUUCUGCUGUGGAAGCUCAAUGACUGUAAGGAGCCCGAGCAGCCCCUCGCGUACCAGGAGGAAGAAGACGCCCAGCUCAACAAGGAGAGCUGGUCCGUAGUCAAGACUCUGAGAGGACACAUAGAGGAUGUGUACGAUAUCUCCUGGUCGAGAGAUGGAAAUUUCAUGGUGUCCGGAUCUGUUGACAACACCUCCAUCAUGUGGGACGUCAUCAAAGGACAGAAGUUGUGCAUCUUGAACGACCAUAAGAGCUACGUGCAGGGCGUCACCUGGGACCCCCAGGGCCAGUAUGUCGCCACGCUCAGCUGCGACAGGUUUUUGCGCGUGUACAACACUCACACAAAGAAGAAGGCUUGCUUUAUCAGUAAGAUGAGCUCGGGGCCCAUUGGAGAGGGAGAGGUCAAGCAGCACCGAAUGUUCCACGACGACAGUAUGAGGUCUUUCUUUCGCCGGCUGACGUUUACACCAGACGGGUCGUUCCUGCUCACCCCAGCGGGAUGUGUGGAGGUUGGAGAAAACAUCAUAAACACCACAUAUAUCUUUUCAAGGAAAAGUCUGAAGAGGCCUAUUGCUCACUUGCCAUGUCCAUCAAAAGCCACGCUGGCCGUGCGCUGCUGCCCGGUUUACUUUGAACUCAGAACCAAAAAGGGAGAAGAUGGCUCGGUCGAGGCUCUUCCCAACAUAUUCCAGCUGCCGUACCGUAUGGUUUUUGCGGUGGCCUCCGAGGACUCCAUCCUCCUGUACGAUACGCAGCAGAGCCUCCCGUUCGGCCUGGUGUCCAACAUCCACUACCACACGCUCAGCGACCUCACGUGGUCUGGAGACGGUUCCUUCCUGGCUGUGUCGUCCACGGACGGCUACUGCUCCUUCCUGUCCUUCUCCCCCGGCGAGCUGGGGACGCCGCUGAAGGAGCCGCCCCCCGUGGAGGUCUUUGUUCCAAACAGCGGCGUAGAGAAAAAGGGCAAGAAGUCCUCCGCGGCCAGGAACUCGUCCCCCGGGUCCCAGGCGUCCAACGCAGCCCCGGGUGCCACGCCCCAGUCCAACCAGGGCAAAGACGCGCCGACCCCGCCGGAGGACAAGAAGAGUACCCCUAAGGUGAAAGCCAACCCGCAGCCCCGUAGGAUCACUCUGAACACCCUGGAGGGCUGGGGGAAACCCUCUACCCCUAAAGCCUCGGCCUCCCCGGGGGCUGGAAGUGCACCGUCCACUCCCCAACCUCAUGCAGCCCCCGCCACCCCCGGCAGCUCCUCCAAAACCCAGCCACGCAUCACUCCCCUCACCCCCUCCACACCGAAGGUCUCCAACGCUGCUAAAACGCCUGGAAACACCACCCCGAAAGGACCCACCCCGAAAGGACCCACCCCAAGGAGGGUGUCUUUGACUCCCAUCGCGUCGCGAUCUGCAGCCGGCGGUUCGCUCUUCAGCUCUCCUUCAGAGAAGGCCAAACAAGCGCGCUCCUCUCCGCCCAGCGACCCGGUCUGCCAGCCUCCAGAGUCCAAACGACCCAAAACCAGCGACACCCCGGAGAAGCCCGGCGAGAGCCGGGACCAGCCGUGAAGGAGGCAGGAGACGCGUGGAACAUGUUCUGGUGUUGAAUUUGACUCUAGUUGCUGCUGCAUAGCUCGCAUGUAGUCAGUUAGGUAUAAAUUUAAUCCCUUCACUUUUGGGUUUGAGUCCUGUGUAUCAUACAAUAAACUGAUAAUUAUCUCUGUAUUAUAUUGUAUUAUGGUGACGUUUAAAGUCUUCAGUGUUGUUAAAAAGAAACAAGAUGAUGAAUCCGGCAAAAAAUCCGGAGGCAAAAGAAGCACUUCAGGACUUUGUGAGGUGGUUUUUUUUUUUUUUUUGAACAUUUAAGUCUGUAGCUAAAUGUUUAAUGAAUGAACCUCAAAUGUGUUAAAUAUCUGACUCACUGCCAUCAAAUAAAAGGA
This is a messenger RNA of Cololabis saira (Pacific saury), 2264 nucleotides long. RefSeq names its product chromatin assembly factor 1, subunit B (gene chaf1b). The record is from RefSeq and is a predicted model, not a curated record. Gene Ontology annotation, molecular function: protein binding. Lineage: Eukaryota; Metazoa; Chordata; Actinopteri; Beloniformes; Belonidae. The transcript is spliced from 14 exons. The coding region runs from base 70 to 1893 and encodes 607 amino acids. Gene Ontology annotation, cellular component: nucleus; CAF-1 complex. Gene Ontology annotation, biological process: nucleosome assembly; DNA replication-dependent chromatin assembly.